CGAAGACGGUCUGUUCAUCCACGUUAAGGUUUGACAAUAAGAAGUUCCGGCUGCUAUUUCCUUGGAGACGUGUGAAUAGAUAUCAUAUCUCACAAACCAAAUGUGUUCCCUUUCCAUAGCCUUACGUCAUAAUGCUGGCUGUUUGCCAGGAUAUGCCUUGGGCUGUCGCGGCCUCCACUCCACGUGCUCCAUCAUAGCGCCUUAUCAUACAGCGGGCCACUAAUUUCUGCCCUUUGUCUAAUCCCCGCCUCUCGCCUCAUCUCCUCCCGGCGCCGUAACUCAAGGCAGCCCAUUUCAUACUUGUAAACAGCCCGCCCAUUUGGUCAAUCCCUCUGCAAUCUGGUCUUUUUACGCUCGUCUGGGGAUCAGGCGGAUAUGUUCUCCAUUUUUCUAACACUCGAAAUAAGUCCCGGUGUCCGUAUUGGACAUCGAUCUCCGUCCUUUCCUGAGGGAACCAGAGGUUUAAUGACUUGCCGUAUGCUUGGGCUCAUGUCCGUUCCAUUGAUAUUCACUCCCGCUGCUUGGACUACCUCUCCGCCGACUCGCAUCGUCAUUCCGAUAAGAGGAAGAGAUGUUUAGCUUCGGUUCUGCUCUGCCGCCUCCUUGAUCUUUGCUGGCCCCAAUACUUCAGCUCAGUGAGUGCGGGCUCUGUUGCUGCUUCUGUAGCUCCGCUAAGAGUCUUACCUGAAGAUCAUUCGCACGUGGGUGGAGAAGAUACAACAUUUCUCCCGCUCGACAAAGCUGAAGAGUUCAGCCACCUUCCGUGAGAUUUUAUCUCCUGUGAAGGUGACCGAGCUUUCCGCACAAGAAGAUUACGGUUAUGUGGAGUGGAGACUGACAAAUCUUAUCUGCAAAGUACAUAUGUUCCUGCAGUCUCUGAGCCGAGGAUCAGGGCCAGGAAUAGCAUUUCAGUCUCUGGAGAAGAUAAACCGCCGAGUGAGUCCCGAGUCAGUAACUUCAGAGAGGAAGACUGUCUGUUCCUGAGAGACAAUCCGUGCUCACUCAUGAAUGCCUGCUACUCUGGAUAAACUUCGCUGCGACGAGCACACGUACGUACGGAGAGCACGCUGAUGUUGCCAUGUCUGACUGACGACGAACUGCUAUGUAGCAAACGAUGACCAAGAGCGUCCUUAGGCUUCCACUGGGGGUGGUGUUGGCCUUGACACUAUGUCCCCAUCCCUCAGUGAACAAACUCACAGGAUGCGAGUACCCGAACGUCACCACCGGCAUGCUGGAGUACAGACCGUGCGAACCGAUGGUCAUGGACAUGGCCAAACUGGUCGACCCAGUGGUGGAGCCGGCCAACAUGACCUGUGGUAACACCGGGUCGGAGUUUUGUACUAUGGAUGCUCCAUCUACAUGCGAAGUCUGCGAUGCUCGUAUUUCGGGGCUCGCCCACCCACCGAAGUUCAUGACCGAUGGAGAAAAGGGACCACAGCCUAUAACAUGGUGGCAGUCAGUGUCCUGGCUGAACUACCCAUCCCCGCUGCAAGUCAACAUCACAUUCUCGUGGCAAAAAACGUUUGAAAUCACCCAAAACAUCAGAAUAGUUUUCCAGUCCCCUCGCCCGUACCAGAUGAUCAUCGAGAAGUCGCUAGAUUACGGCGCGACGUGGCAGCCGUGGCAGUACUAUGCACGCAGCUGUCGAGAUGCGUUCGGGAUGCUGCCGGCCAGGGCCAGCACCAUCUCCCGGAGGGACAUCACCAACGUCAUCUGCACACAGCUGUACAGCAACACCCUUCCGCGCAAGAAUGGCGAGGUGUUACUGGAGGUGGAGGAUAGGUUCAGGUUAUAUCUGAACGGCAGAAAGAGUGGCAAGAACAUCGACAUCGAACUGCAUCAGCACAAGGGCUUGGAAAAAUUCGUGUCCCUGACGGACAUGAGAAUACGGUUGCUGCAGCCAGCCACUAACGGCGUCUAUAGCAGGACUUCUGCAACUUCCAACGAACUCAUGAGAUAUUACUACGCAAUUUCUGAUAUCCAGAUCAGGGGCAGGUGUAAAUGCAACCUCCACGCCAGCUACUGUCUUAGGGAUACGAAGACUAAGAAGUUUUAUUGCGAUUGCAAACAUAACACAGAGGGGUCCGACUGCAACAAGUGUAAGAAGAACUUCGUCGCCAGACAGUGGGCGUCCGGCAGCUACUAUCCACUGGGUACAGGUUCAGCAAAUGAGUGUCGAACAUGUGAAUGCAACACCCAUUCUGACCGCUGCCGGUUCAUCCAAGUGCUGGGGUACGUGGUCUGUAUCGGGUGUUACCAUAACACCAUGGGCAGGAACUGUGCAGAGUGCCGCCCCGGGUACUACAGAGAUGCUACCAAGGAGAUCACCGCACACGAUGUCUGCAAAGCCUGUGACUGUAACCCCAUGGGUUCGAGACACGACAAAUGCAACGCCACGACUGGCAAGUGCCAGUGCAAAGACGGUGCGGAUGGCAUGCGCUGUGACAUGUGUGUGGGAGCUUACUACUGGACAAGAGACAAAGGAUGCCAAAAGGCCGUUUGUACCUUCAGCGAGGACAACAACUGCAAAAACGGCGGGACGUGCGACAACUACGAGAGAUGCAUCUGCCCAGAGGGAUAUACCGGCAGGCUUUGCGAGCGGGCAAUCGGUAUGACGUCACCCAGGAAAAAUGGCGGAGUGAAUGUAGCCACAAGAAAGAUGCCGGGACAUACAUGCACCCUAAUGGCUGUCCUGACUGUCAUAUUUUUGAAUAUGAUAUCCUGACAUACGUAGACAACAGCACCGACUGACAAAGCUUGAAUUGACUUAAAAACACGAACUUUUCUCAUGAAUUGUAAAAUACAAGCUUAAAACUAUUGAAUAUCAAACCCUUUGGUUUGUAAGAUAGCUAUUGGAAGUGGUUACAUUCUUCUGUGACCCCGAGGUUUUGGGAACGAUUGACUAAAAUCCUUACUCCUGUCAAAAUUAAGUAGCGAACAAUUUUAAAAUGUCAAAAAAAAAAACUCCAUGGAUACUUCCCUGCAUGAAUAUUUGUAGGCAAACCAAGCUCAUGUCCAAAAUGCCCAAUCUUGACUCCACCCAUCAGUGGUUGAGGAGUGUAAUGUUUAAGAUGAUGGGCAUCGGUUAUGAGCAAAUAAUUUCUCAGAUGAAAUAAUCACAACUGUUGCUUAAAUGUGCGUCUCAAUGUUGAC
This is a messenger RNA of Branchiostoma floridae (Florida lancelet), 3153 nucleotides long. Its product is annotated as netrin-G1-like. Lineage: Eukaryota; Metazoa; Chordata; Leptocardii; Amphioxiformes; Branchiostomatidae. The record is from RefSeq and is a predicted model, not a curated record. The transcript is spliced from 8 exons. The coding region runs from base 1115 to 2725 and encodes 536 amino acids.